Messenger RNA from Selaginella moellendorffii, 558 nucleotides. Its product is annotated as anaphase-promoting complex subunit 11. Gene Ontology annotation, molecular function: cullin family protein binding; ubiquitin protein ligase activity; zinc ion binding. Lineage: Eukaryota; Viridiplantae; Streptophyta; Lycopodiopsida; Selaginellales; Selaginellaceae. Gene Ontology annotation, cellular component: nucleus; anaphase-promoting complex. Gene Ontology annotation, biological process: protein ubiquitination; positive regulation of mitotic metaphase/anaphase transition; anaphase-promoting complex-dependent catabolic process. Bases 1 to 405 code for a protein of 134 amino acids. The transcript has 2 exons. The record is from RefSeq and is a predicted model, not a curated record.
AUGAAGGUGAAGGUGCUGAGUAUCCUUGCUCGAUCUAUUGCAUUUUUUUUCUUCCUUGUUGUGAUCUCCUUAACUGCUGGCUCUCGCGAUCGGCUCGGCAUUGUAAAUCUUAGAGUAAGUUUCUCUUUUCUUUUUUUUUUCUUUCUUCUCUACGAGACUCGUUUUUGUAGAUGGCACGCUGUGGCUUCUUGGACAUGGGACGCGCACGACGACGCCUGUGGGAUUUGCCGAAUGGCGUUUGAUGGAUGCUGCCCGGAUUGCAAGAUGCCCGGCGACGAUUGCCCUCUCAUUUGGGGAGCUUGCAAUCACGCGUUCCACCUCCAUUGUAUUCUCAAGUGGGUGAACUCGCAGAGCCCCCGACCACAGUGUCCUAUGUGUCGCAGGGAGUGGAAGUAUAGAGCAUGAGAGACGAAUAAACAUGACGUCUGUGUGUUGUUUGCGUGUAUGUGUGCCAAAAGUUCUCCUUGUGGGAGUUGAACUUGGUGGAGAGUAUUCCCGAGUCACUCCCGCGCCAAGAAUGAACCGAAUGAGAAACCUUCAGGGUUGGGAUUCAAAACA